This is a messenger RNA of Monoraphidium neglectum, 897 nucleotides long. RefSeq lists its product as hypothetical. The record is from RefSeq and is a predicted model, not a curated record. Bases 1 to 897 code for a protein of 298 amino acids. The transcript is spliced from 3 exons. NCBI's taxonomy places the organism in Eukaryota, Viridiplantae, Chlorophyta, Chlorophyceae, Sphaeropleales, Selenastraceae.
AUGGGCGCGGCCCCGCGCCACGCGCAGUCCACGCGUUCCGCGUACGAUGAGGACGCGCUGCUGUCGAUCCGCGUGCUGGGCGCUGACAUCACCGGGCCGCUGACCUUUGGGCUUCUGCUGGCGGGCGGCUGGCAGGCGUACAGGACGGACCUGCUGGGGCAGCUGACGGGGCGGCGGCGCGGGCGCAAGGGGCGCUGGGUGUACGACAGAGGCCUCGGCGGCAAGAGGGUGUGGGUCCCGGCAGAGUCCGAGGAGGGCGGCAGCGGGAAGCUGCCCGACCACAUGUCGGACGUCGACUUCAGCGCCCUCGCGGCAGUGGCGGCGACCAAGGCGGCAGCCGGCAGCGGCAGCGCGGCGCAGCAGGCGGCGGCGCACUACGAGCCCCCGGCGUGGUGGGAGCGCCCCGGCUUCCUGCCGGUUACCAGCGAGGCCGACCGCGCCCGCCGCCGCGCCGAGGCUGAGCGCAUCCUCCGCCGCAUCGAGGCUUCCAAAAACAGGGGCGAGGACUACGCCCUCGAAGACAUCCUCGCGCUGCGCGCCGCGUGCAUGUCCGCCGGCGGCGCGUCGCUCGACGCGCGGACGGUGGGGGGGCGGGACGCGAUCUACAGGACAGCGGUCGAGGCAGGGAUCAGAUCGUGCGUGGAGCCCGGCAGCGUGGACCUCGGGGACUACAGCCCCAUCCGGCUGGCUGCCGGCGUGGCGAGCGACGUGUCCCUGGACGAGCGGCGGGCGGUGACGGUGCUCAAGGGGCUGGUGGCGGGCGCGUGCCGCGGGCGCGUUGUGGAGGUGGGCGGGCCGGGCCGCGGCCGCCGCGUUCGCUGCUUGGCAGCUGGGGGGUUGGUGUCUCGGUCGGGGGCCAGGGGGCGGGCUCGGUUUGUAGAGCGGCGAAUAGACUGA